AUGGCAACCGUUACAAGGUUAACUACGAGGGAGCAUCACGAGCAUGACGGGCUUGUAAGUCUCCCGUCUGAUGGUUCUCAGACUUUGAUUCCGUUGACACGAUUAUAUCACCCACCAUCUCCGCGCAAACAAGUUCGGCAAUGCCUGUACCCGCAUCUUGAGCAACUAGGCGCUGAGAAGCUCAUCAAGGGCAUCGUCAAUGAGACAGCGUCCAUGUGCACUUAUCUCUACCCAAACGCCGAUGAUGAAGGAAUCUUUCUCGCCACAGGCUUCAUGACGGUUCAAUUUGUCAAUGAAGUCAUCUUCGAUAGCGCUGCUAUUCUCGAGAAUAUCCAGGACUCCAAGCUGCGCGAUACACCGCAGCGGCUGGCAGACGGGAUCGUAUGUACUGCACGUAUAAUGGAGAAUCCUCAGGCAUAUGAAGAGUGCUGCGAGAUCAUAUCGGGCUUGGAGACAGACCCGUUUCUUCUGGGAGCUAUCCACGAGCUUUCGACGCGCGUGCACAUCCGCGGUCGACGCAUCAAUGAGGAGCGCUUUGAGGUCUGGCUGGCCAAGUCAUGCGCUGCCAUGAAGGACUUUGGCGAGCCUCAUGCCCUGAUCUACAGUGAAGCCAAAAAUAUGACCGUCGAAGAAUACGCAGACCAUAAAUUGCGGAAUUCUGGAAUGAUUUAUACCGUUCUCUUCGUCGAGAUGGCCAUGGGUACUUUUCUAUCUGAGGAGCACAACGCUAUUCCACAAAUCCGUCAGAUGCAGCAGCAUUGCGAAAAGAUUGGCUCACUACUGAAUGAGAUUUUCUCAUAUGAGAAAGAGACGUUUUUGGAGAAUACAAAUAAUCUACUAGCCGUGCUGGUACGUACGGAGAAGAUUAGUUUAUAUGAGGCUGCGCGACGAGUCGCUGCAAUGUCACAAAGACAUGCCCAGGAGGUGGAGCGCAUUCGGAUUGAGAUUGAAGCCGAGUGCGAUGAUGACAGCGAAGAGGAUACUGGUCUUGGAACGUACGUGGCGGACAUGGAGUUGUUUGGCGCAGCGUGUUGGUUUUGGCAACUUCAGGGCACGAAGCGAUAUUCCUCCAAGACGUCGCCAUUCGUAGAGCUGCGAUUGGCGGAUGGAAGUUCGGAGGUAGAAGCUGAUAAAGGAGCCCGUUGA
Fusarium oxysporum Fo47 is the source of this 1146-nucleotide messenger RNA. Its product is annotated as isoprenoid synthase domain-containing protein. The transcript is spliced from 3 exons. The record is from RefSeq and is a predicted model, not a curated record. The coding region runs from base 1 to 1146 and encodes 381 amino acids. Lineage: Eukaryota; Fungi; Ascomycota; Sordariomycetes; Hypocreales; Nectriaceae.